AUGGGACGGAGAAGUAUUGAUUCAGAGGCUGACAGCCUACUAAGUCUAAGUGAUGAUUCCGACUUGGUGAGUGACAAGGGGCAGCACCUUUUGCCACCUGACCCGGACUUGUCUGAGUAUGGUAGAAGUUUGGGCGCCGAUAUGAAGGACCCUGACAUUGCCUGGGUGGUGCAGCAGGCCUUCCACGCGCCUCUGCCGGCCAGCUGGACGGAACAUGUGGACGACGAAAACCGGGUGUAUUAUUACAAUUAUGUGACCGGCGAAAGCACGUGGAAUCAUCCAAUGGACAGUGUGUAUCGGGAGCUGAUAGCCUUGAUCCAGAAGCUUCGGCGGUCAAAGCCCAGCCAGGAGCAUUGCGCCCAAGUGCUUCGCGAGCAUCUCCUGGAGGUGUACAACCGCGCAGCGGGCCAGUUGGGCCGUUGGAGCGGGCCGUACCCGUCGGAGGAGGGGGACAGCUAUUACUUCAACGAAGGUGCACAAAUUAGCAGCUGGAUAAAUCCCAUGGAGGAGUUUGAGUAUGAAAUCGGCAUUCGCCAAGCGGUGCUGUAUCGUUGCAUACUCUCUUCAACUAGCGGGCAGGAGUCUGGCACCAAAGUGGAGGAUGCAUCGCCAAUACCAGCGCUGCGGCUACCCAGCCAAGCUGUUAGUCACGCGCAGGAGGAUGAGGACAGCUCCGCCAGGUCGUUCCACACCGCGCGCGAGUCGUGUCUCUCCGAAUGCUCGGCGCUCUCACCGGCACUGUCACCGACAGGCAGCGAGAGCUCACCAAGUCGAAUACGGAGCAAAGUGCGCCCUGCUAGGGUUCUGACGGACCUCGCGCAGCAAGUGUCAUCCAUGAAGGAGGAUGCUGAGAGAGGUUUGGACGACACACGGACGACUGCAACUACUUCCCCAAAAGGUGACCACACAGCCGACCCGGCUGUAAGCAGUGCUGCUUCGGAAGCUCUGAAGGAGGCCCAAGCAGAGGAAUUGGACAUAACCUUUGGGCACACUUCUGGUAUGUCGCUGCCAUCGCCUUUGCGUGCAACAUCUAGAAAGGCUGGCGAAAGUCGGAAGGAGCAGCAACUAGGAGAUAUACAGGACGAGCUUGAGGCGAUCGAGUCUGGGCCAUCCACAAGUGCAGAGACGCAAGCGCAAGGCAACGAGAUCAAGGCGGAUGACGAUCAUGACGGAGAUCCGGUACAGAACAUAGCGGCAGAUGAAAUGGACGUCACCUUUGGACGCUCAUCCCUUCUUCCAAAAGUACCAGCUCUGUUGCCAGGCGCGGCUGCAGAGGACUUCGCUGAGGCCGAGAAGCCUGCAGAGCAGCCGGUGGAAAAGCUGGAGGAGUUUGCGGGUCCAGCAGCAGAAGUCUUAGCCAUGCAGCCUGCAGGGAAGGCGAAGCCACCAAAGCCCGCAGCGCAGCUGGAGGUGCAAGCGGCAACGCCGUCUGCAGAGCAGUCGCUGCAACCGUUGGAAGAGAAGACACAGGCAGUUAGGCACCUGGCCGAAAAGCGGCCAGCAAAGCAUCUGCCAGCAGGGAAUGAACCAGCAGAGCAACCGAAAGAUCGGCUGGCAGGGCAGCCAGAAGAGCGGCCAGGAGAGCAGCCGGAACAGCGCCCGAUAGAACGGGCAAAAGCGCGCCCGGCAAAAAACCGGUUUGAGCCCAGAGUGCUGCCGGAAGAGCUGAAGGCCGCUGAACAUGUAGCAGAGCAGCCAGAAGAGCUGCCGGCAGAGCGGCCGACAGAGCAGGCAGAGCAGCCAGAAAAGUGGCCAGCCGGGAAGCUGAAUGAUCAGCCGGCACAGCAGCCACCAGAACAGCCGGAAGAUUGGCUGGCAGAGCAACCGCAAGAGCAGCAGAAAGAGCGGCCGACAGAACAGCCAGAAGAGCAGACGGCAGAGCAGCCGAACAACCAGACGACAGAGCAGCCCGAAGAGCGACAGGCAGAAGAGCAACCAGCAGAGCAGCCGGACGACCAGCCGACAGAGCAGCCGGAAGAGCGGCCAGAAGAGCCAGCGCAGCAACUGCCGGACGACCGGCUACCUGAGCAGCCAGAAGAUGAGCGCCCGGCAAAACCGCCGGAAGAGCGACCGGCAGAGCCGGAAGAGCGGCCAGCAGAGCAGCCGGAAGAGCGGCUGACAGAGCAGCCAGAAGAGCCGGCGGAGCAGCUGGAAGAGCUGGCAGACCCGGCAGAGCAGCCGGAAGAGCGGCCGACCGAGCAGCCAGAAGAGCCGCUGGAAGAGCCGGCAGAGCAGCCGGAAGAGCCGGCAGAGCAGCCGCAGUCGGAAGAGCCGGCAGAGCAGCCGGAAGAGCGGCCGACCGAGCAGCCGACCGAGCAGCCAGAAGAGCCGGCGGAGCAGCUGGAAGAGCCGGCAGAGCAGCCGGAAGAGCCGGCAGAGCAGGCGCAGCCGGAAGAGCCGGCAGAGCAGCCGGAAGAGCGGCUGACCGAGCAGCCACAAAAGCCGGCGGAGCAGCUGGAAGAGCGGCUGACCGAGCAGCCACAAAAGCCGGCGGAGCAGCUGGAAGAGCUGGCGGAGCAGUCGGAAGAGCCGGCAGAGCAGCUGGAAGAGCGGCCGACAGAACAGCGAGAAGUGCGGACGGCAGAGCAGCCGGAAGAGCGGCCAACAGAGCAGCCAAAAGAGCAGCCAGAGGAGCGUUCCGCAGAGAACGCGGCUGCUCAGCCUGCAGAGCCGGCAGUAGGGCAGCUUGCUGGUUUGGGCACUUGGAAGGCGCCCUGCGAUUCAGAAGGCGUCUCAGAGCAAGCCUCUUCACUCACAAAUGUGGAAGAUUCGGAGCUCUUCCAAGAGCCCGAGGAGCUCGUGUGA
Effrenium voratum is the source of this 2805-nucleotide messenger RNA. Lineage: Eukaryota; Dinophyceae; Suessiales; Symbiodiniaceae. The record is from the annotation of a GenBank genome assembly.